Messenger RNA from Labeo rohita (rohu), 3166 nucleotides. It is a transcript of the gene slc25a43, whose product is annotated as solute carrier family 25 member 43. Bases 139 to 1176 code for a protein of 345 amino acids. NCBI's taxonomy places the organism in Eukaryota, Metazoa, Chordata, Actinopteri, Cypriniformes, Cyprinidae. The transcript is spliced from 5 exons. The record is from RefSeq and is a predicted model, not a curated record. Gene Ontology annotation, biological process: transmembrane transport.
UGCGACUGGCCGCUGAAUGACAAGUCGCGCUGCAGCUGGAUGACUGUAUGAUAAACAAAACCGUUAGAGUGUUCAUUUUCACACGUUUCUUAUUUCUCCUUUAGCUGCUGGAGAAGAAAAUCGUUUUUCUUAUGAAGUAUGGCCACAGUCAAAAAGGACGACCGACUGACAAGUUCUCAAAGUUUACUGUGCGUCGGCUUUGCCGGGGUUUUUAGCAAAACUGUCACGUCGCCUCUGGAAGUCGUGAAGAUUUUGAAUCAAAUAGGAACAUUUCACUGUAAACGGGGCUUCACGCACAGCUUUGUUUUUAUUUGUCAGAAUGAGGGGCUUCGAGCAUUCUGGAAGGGUAAUAUGGUUUCCUGUCUACGGUUGUUUCCCUACAGUGCCAUACAUUUAGCAACUUACAAAAAUAUUGUCCACCUUCAUAUUGAUGAACUGGGUGAGAUCUCACAAUGGAGAGCCAUAGUAGCCGGUGGGCUGGCAGGCAUAUCUGCCGCAUUAGCGACAUAUCCACUGGAGGUGGUUGAAACCAGACUUAUUGCUCAAAAUUGCCAAGAACCAACGUACAGAGGCUUGCUGCAUUCCCUCUCCAUCAUUUACAGAAAUGAAGGACUGCAGACUCUCUACCGGGGCUUUUCCCUCACAGUGUUAGGUGCCGUUCCCUUCUCCGUUGGCUGCUAUGCGGUGUACGUCAACUUGGAUAAGCUUUGGCAGGAGCGUCAUGUUCGCUUUACGUCUUUACAGAACUUCAUCAAUGGCUGUCUUGCAGCAGGAGUCGCUCAGACGCUCUCCUUCCCCUUUGAAACUGUUAAAAAGAAGAUGCAGGCCCAGAGUCCUCUUUUGCCCCACUGUGGAGGAGUUGAUGUCCAUUUUAAUGGAAUGAUAGACUGCUUCAGACAGGUCAUCAAAAACAAGGGCGUCAUGGCUCUUUGGAGUGGCCUUACAGCCAACAUGGUGAAGAUCGUCCCAUAUUUCGGCCUGCUUUUCAGUUGCUUUGAGAUGUGUAAGCAAGUCUGCCUUUACCGGAAUGGCUACAUAAUUUCUCCGCUAAGCUACAAGCUGAAACCAGGCGUGGACCAGAGCCUGGGCCCAUAUGAACUGCAGGAGUUUAGGCGCUACCUGAGAAACAGAAAAUCACACGAAGCACAGAGUUCAUCCAUAGGAAACCGUUGGUAACUCAUCUAAGACUCAUCAGUAAUAAACAGAACUCUGAGAGUAUAAGGUGUUUCUACUGCUGGAAGGCAUGAUGUGUUAUUCACAGUUGUACCUCUUAAUGUAUUUAACUUCCGCUAGGCUAUUUUACAGAUUCUGCACAUGCAUACUUGAAUCAUACAGUACCUCAAAUGGAUCAGACUCGCCCUUAAAUGAAAGUUGUGCACCUAAGAGACAGUAUUAAUGGUGCUCUUUCAUUGCAAUGUUAUGACAUUUAUUGCUUUUAUCUUUACACUUCACUGAAGGUGUGUUUUAAAAAAACGUGGAAAUGUAAAACCUGUUUUAAUCACUUCUCAGGAAAUAUGUUGAACAUCAUUUCAACAGUUUAGAGCAAUGCCUUUGUCAAACAAAGUAUUAGUCUUUUACUGGAUUUAGCUCUUGGGCCUUUUAAAGGCCUUCUGUUAUUUAUAAACCACAUGCAUUUAAGGUCACAUUGUGGUGCGAUUUUUGCAUUGGCACAUUUGAUCAUAUAUGGCAGUAUGAUUUUGAAUCUGCAUUGUAAUGUAAUAUAUAUAUAUCCUGCUCAUCUGUAACCCAUUAACCACUGAUUAUGAUUCAGCUGUCGAGAUUUGUUUACUAAAAGUGUAUUUCAGUUUUUCAUUGCGAUACGUGGCACAUAUUAAGAUUAAAUCUUGAAGCACAUUGUAAAAAUGAUGAAGUGUAAGCAAUAAAUGUAUCUUAGUGCAUUAUAACUGUGUUAUACUUGUCAGAUGUGACCCUGGACCACAAAACCAGUUUUAAGUAGCACGGGUAUAUUUGUAGCAAUAGCCAAAAAUACAUUGUAUGGGUCAAAUUGAUCCAUUUUUCUUUUAUGCCAAAAAUCAUUAGGAUAUAAUAUGUUCCAUGAAGAUAUUUUAUACAUUUCCUACUGUAAAUAUACCAAAACUUAAUUUUUGAGUUGUUAUAUGCAUUGCUUCAAACUUCAUUUGGACAACUUUAAAGGUGAUUUUCUCCGUAUUUUGAUUUUUUUUUUUGCACCCUCAGAUUACAGAUUUUCAAAUAGGUGCGUUUAUGCCAAAUAUUGUCCUAUCCUAACAAACCAUACAUCAAUUGAAAGCUUAUUUAUUCAGCUUUAGAUGAUGUAUAAAUCUCAAUUUCAUCUGGUUUUGUGGUCCAGGGUCACAUGUUUUUAUUCCCUGUGUAAUAGUACUGUAUAAUACAGAACAAAAUUGAAUUGCAUUAGUUGAUAUAGUACUGAUGUAGACACUAUUGAUUUUGUAUUGCGUUGUGUAGUCACAUGCUCCCAGAUGGGUCACUUGCUUUGCCACAGUCAAAAGUCAUGUGAAGGACUUUGCACUGACAUGUUGGCCCUUUUUCUCUUACACAUAUGCCCUUGGAGAUCAUUAACUAAAGACAGGGAGCGAUCUGGCUAGUGACAAACAUGCAUGCCUUGUCACCUUGGAGAACUACUACUUGGUUUGACAGCUGAAAGGAAAAACUGGACAAUCCUGAUUCUCCUGCUGUAUUGUCAGUGUGCAUCAAAACAAAGACAACGUGUUGCGUUUUAAAUAUGACGAAUCAUGAAUUAUUAACUGCAUGGACAGUUUUGUUUUAAAAACUUCCUGUUGUCAUUUACGCUUUCCACCUUGAGAAGGCUUAAGGUUACCUUUCUAACUUUGAGCCAUUCAUCUCCGUCAUCAUAAAAACGCCCCGCCUACUGGAAUCUGUGACGUUUAGGCGACAGUCCAAUCAGAUCACAGAAGCGUCGGUGCGUUUCCUCUCGCGAGACGAACCUUUUAAAAAUCUCUUCUCAACUUUUCAUUCGGCCAUUUCGAAUCAGCCGGCAUUCCACGCUAGUCCUGCGGCAGAGCGGGAUUGACCUCUUCAAGCUACACCUCUCCAAGAACACCCGACAAUGAGUGAGACCGCCAUCUCCUUCGCCAAGGACUUCUUGGCCGGUGGUAUUGCCGCUGCUAUCUCGAAAACCGCCGUGGCCCCCAUCGAGAGAGUCAAA